Phytophthora sojae is the source of this 336-nucleotide messenger RNA. RefSeq lists its product as hypothetical. The record is from RefSeq and is a predicted model, not a curated record. The transcript has a single exon. The annotation marks the transcript as partial. Lineage: Eukaryota; Oomycota; Peronosporomycetes; Peronosporales; Peronosporaceae.
AGCCCGUUUGGCGUGGUUGCCAAGGGAGACAAAGAUCCCGCGCUAGUUGGCCGCACUAUCCACGAUUUGUCUCAACCUGAGGGCGCUUCGAUCAAUGAUAUCACCGUGAAGGACGAAACACCCACUCCGACCUACGAACCGUGUACUUCAGUGGCCAGCGAGCUACUACGGACGUCGCUUAAGUCUACUGCAGCGAUACCAGCAAAGCUCAUGGGCGGGGAUGUCGCGUCAGCCUUUCGCAAUGUUGCAAUCCAUAGUGAGAGUGUCCGGCUAUUUGGUGGCUAUAAUUCUGAAGUCAACGCUGUGAUUAUCGAUCUCUUUGCUCCCUUUGGCUAG